Molecule: messenger RNA, 1121 nt
Organism: Patiria miniata (bat star)
Lineage: Eukaryota; Metazoa; Echinodermata; Asteroidea; Valvatida; Asterinidae
Product: deubiquitinase DESI2-like
Exons: 6
Coding region: 282-848 (188 amino acids)
Biological process (GO): protein deubiquitination
Molecular function (GO): deubiquitinase activity
Source: RefSeq, a predicted model, not a curated record
UUACGGUCACCAUGCACAUAUCAUCGCGUACAGUCGAGUCGUGGACAGUCGAGUCGUGAUCAGUGUGUGGGAAUUCCGGGAAACAACAAAACAAACUUUCUGAAAGCCAAUUUUGAGAACGGAAUGGCCGACGAACGUUGAUAUUACCGAGACAACUUGAGCAACGACGUCAUUUAUCUUUAAUACUUCUGGUAUUUUGAGCACACCCGAAGGUUCCCAAGCUGGUACAAGAAACUAACACUGCUUUACGUUUUAACCUAAAGUUUGGCCCCUAAGGGGCCAUGCAGCAAGCUAUGUCUUCCCAACUUCCCAAUGGAGACCUAAAGACAGCUACGGAAGUCAAGCUCAAUGUCUAUGAUAUGUAUUGGACCAAUGAGUACACAUCAACAUUGGGCUUAGGAGUGUUCCAUGCUGGUGUCGAGGUCUAUGGGAAAGAAUAUGCCUUCGGGGGUCAUCCCUUCCCUUUUACUGGAAUUUUUGAGAUUGAGCCGAGGGACUGUGAUGAUCUAGGAGAACAGUUUCAAUUCAAGGAAUGUAUAUCUCUGGGAACCACAGAUCUACCCGAGGAAGCCGUCAUCAAAGUGGUAGAUUGCCUCGGCAAGAAAUAUCCUGGAGAUGAGUACCAUCUUAUACGCAAAAACUGCAACCACUUUGCUCAGGAGUUAGUACAGAUCCUGUGCCGGCGAGACAUCCCCAGCUGGAUCAACCGACUAGCGACCGUUGGUGCCCGCCUUCCCUUCAUGGAGAAGAUGCUACCCAAGGAAUGGCUGACUCCCUUGGCCCUAGAGACAUCCAUUAAAGAACCGGAACCGAACCGGGACACAGGUGCUGCUAGUGGUGGCAGUUGAUACUUGCCUCAUGUCCAUAUUGUAUAGAGCCGUUGCGUACGGCAGCCAUCUUGGAGGUGUUGUCCUUUUACUUGAACCCUCCUGCUUUUUAAUAAACAGUCACAGACAUUCAAAAUUCACUUCCACUUCCCCUGCUAUAUUUUUAACGAAGGCUAGUCAAGCAAGCACUGCGACUAGUCAAACUGGGUCAACAGACAAAGCUGGCAAGUGUCUGUCUUACUAUUUUUGAAAUAAUUACAAAGCCAUGAAGUCCUUAUCCUUGGCCUAAACCCC